Molecule: messenger RNA, 4805 nt
Organism: Cricetulus griseus (Chinese hamster)
Lineage: Eukaryota; Metazoa; Chordata; Mammalia; Rodentia; Cricetidae
Source: RefSeq, a predicted model, not a curated record
CACUCGCCACUCAAAACCGCGCUGGCGUACGAAUGCUUCCAGGACCAGGACAACUCCACGCUGGCUUUGCCCUCGGACCAAAGGAUGAAGACCGGCACGUCGGGCAGGCAGCGUGUGCAGGAGCAAGUGAUGAUGACCGUCAAACGGCAGAAAUCCAAGUCUUCGCAGUCGUCCACCCUGAGCCACUCCAACCGAGGCUCCAUGUAUGAUGGGCUGGCUGACAAUUACAACAACUACGGGACCACGAGCAGAAGCAGCUACUUCUCCAAGUUCCAGGCGGGGAAUGGCUCGUGGGGCUAUCCGAUCUACAAUGGGACCCUCAAGCGGGAGCCUGACAACAGGCGCUUCAGCUCCUACAGCCAGAUGGAAAACUGGAGCCGUCACUACCCCCGCGGCAGCUGUGCCACCACUGGCGCCGGCAGCGACAUCUGCUUCAUGCAGAAAAUCAAGGCGAGCCGCAGUGAACCUGACCUCUACUGUGACCCGAGGGGCACGCUGCGCAAGGGCACGCUGGGCAGCAAGGGCCACAAGACCACCCAGAACCGCUACAGCUUUUACAGCACUUGCAGCGGUCAGAAGGCCGUCAAGAAGUGCCCCGUGCGACCACCCUCCUGUACCUCCAAGCAGGACGCCGUGUAUGUGCCGCCUAUCUCCUGCAACAAGGACCUGUCCUUUGGCCAUUCGAGAGCCAGUUCCAAGAUCUGCAGUGAGGACAUUGAGUGCAGUGGGCUGACCAUCCCCAAAGCUGUGCAGUACCUGAGCUCCCAGGAUGAGAAGUACCAAGCCAUUGGGGCCUAUUACAUCCAGCAUACCUGCUUCCAGGAUGAAUCUGCCAAGCAACAGGUCUAUCAGCUGGGGGGCAUCUGCAAGCUAGUGGAUCUCCUCCGCAGCCCCAAUCAGAAUGUCCAGCAAGCUGCUGCUGGGGCCCUGCGCAACCUGGUAUUCAGGAGCACCACCAAUAAGCUGGAGACCAGGAGGCAGAAUGGGAUCCGUGAGGCUGUCAGCCUCCUGCGGAGAAGCGGGAGCACGGAGAUCCAGAAACAAUUAACUGGUCUACUCUGGAACCUGUCUUCCACUGAUGAGCUGAAGGAGGAGCUGGUGGCCGAUGCCCUACCUGUUCUGACUGACCGGGUCAUCAUUCCUUUCUCUGGCUGGUGUGAUGGCAACAGCAACAUGUCCCGGGAAGUGGUGGACCCUGAGGUCUUCUUCAAUGCUACGGGCUGCUUGAGGAACCUGAGCUCAGCUGAUGCCGGCCGCCAGACUAUGCGCAACUACUCUGGGCUCAUUGACUCCCUCAUGGCCUAUGUCCAGAACUGUGUGGCUGCCAGCCGCUGUGAUGACAAGUCCGUGGAGAAUUGCAUGUGUAUCCUGCAUAACCUCUCCUACCGCCUGGAUGCUGAGGUGCCCACCCGCUACCGCCAGCUGGAUUACAAUGCCCGCAACACCUAUACUGAGAAGUCCUCCACCGGCUGCUUCAGCAACAGGGGUGACAAGAUGAUGAACAAUAACUACGAUUGCCCCCUGCCUGAGGAAGAGAGCAACCCCAGGGGCAGCAGCUGGCUGUACCACUCAGAUGCCAUCCGCACCUACCUGAACCUCAUGGGAAAGAGCAAGAAAGAUGCAACCUUGGAAGCCUGUGCUGGUGCCCUGCAGAACCUGACGGCCAGCAAGGGGCUGAUGUCCAGUGGUAUGAGCCAGUUGAUUGGGCUAAAGGAAAAGGGCUUGCCACAAAUCGCCCGCCUCCUGCAAUCUGGCAAUUCUGAUGUGGUGCGGUCCGGGGCCUCGCUGCUGAGCAACAUGUCACGCCACCCCAUGCUGCACAGAGUGAUGGGAAACCAGGUGUUCCCAGAGGUAACCCGACUCCUCACCAGCCACACUGGCAACACCAGCAACUCUGAAGAUAUCUUGUCCUCAGCCUGCUACACUGUGAGGAACCUGAUGACCUCGCAGCCUCAGAUGGCCAAGCAGUACUUCUCCAACAGCAUGCUCAACAAUGUCUUCAAUCUAUGCCGAAACAGUGGCUCACCUAAGGCUGCAGAGGCUGCCCGGCUACUCCUGUCUGACAUGUGGGCCAGCAAGGAGCUGCAAAGCGUCCUCAGGCAGCAAGGUUUUGAUAGGAACAUGUUGGGAACCAUAGCUGGGGCCAACAGCCUCAGAAACUUCACCUCCCGGUUCUAAGAAGAGACUGUUCAAGCAAGUUCGACUUGCAGAAAGACACAACCCAGCUCGGAAGACUUCAGGCCUUGAGGAUGGGUUACCUGCUUCAUCCUGUGCUGUAUUUGGAGACGUUCAGAUGCAACCAAGAACAACCUGAAAACUGUGGAUGAUGGAAAUAAUUUUUGAUUCUUUUUUUUUCCUUAGGGGAACUGGGAGGCAAGAGGGUUUGGGAGGUUGGGUGGGGGAACUUUCUUGAGUUAAAGGGGCUUAUGUCUGAUGUCAAUACUUUCUUCUCUGAGAAACAGUAUAUAUAUAUAUAAUGUGUAUAAUGUAAGUAUGUGUGUAUGUGUGUGCGUGUGUGUAUGUGUGUGUGUGUGUGUGCGUGUAUGAAUGCUUAACAACAUAACCAACAACUGCAACAGGCUAGGUCCGCUGAUUCUUUGAAGUUCACAGGCAGUACAGAGGACUCUCCAUGUCUCCCUAUAGACAAGAGCCACGUGUUUUUGGCUAUUUGGAAGUAUAGUGUGUCCAGACAGGGGCCCUUGACUGUCAAGCCACAGAAAGUUCAGUAGCCUUUUUCUGCCACUUCCCAGAUGGCAGGAGAAGGGACAGUAGCCAAGGCUGAGGCUAAUGUUCCCUCUUAAGAGGCAGAUGGGGCCUCCAGAAGGCACAGGAUGGUGUCACUUGCCUAGCUAGAGAAUAGGAGCAGAAAGACAGGCUCACCAUUCGAAGCCUUAGUUGGCUGAGUCCCAGAUUUCAGAGAGCCUGCAAGCAGCUAUUUCAGGAGAAAGAAAGCAAGAAUAUAGACUGAGGUCAAAGAGCUCUGGGAAUAGCUGCUUAUUCCCAUCUUCCUAAAGGAUGGGUGGGAAUGGGUGGGAAUGGGUAGGGACCUGGCACCUGUCUGCUCAGGCUUCUCACAGAACAAGAGAGGAGAACUAGAAAUUAUCUGCCAUGUGUCUCAGACUCAGCCUGCUGAGUGUCAGGUGAGAGAGUGCUUGAGGGUCCCAGAGGCUGAAGGGAGGGGAUUUGCACGGAUAAACCAAGAAAAGGAAGGGUCCUUUUUGGCAUCAGCCAGCCCACAUCCCAGCCAUCAACCAUUCCUCUUUCUCCCUGAACCCUAGCUGUCCUGUCUGCACCCCUGUGAAACAAAAAGACCUAUCAUGGUGGAGGCAGCCAACCCCAGGACCCCAGACUUUGCACUUCAGACAGUAGUAGCAAAAGAGCACCUGGGAACCCCAUGAGUGGGCCUGUCUAUGUCAAGAUCCCUAGGACAGGCGGAGGGUUGGGGCAGAGGUGAGCCUUCUCCAGGGCCUCUCAUGCCUAGGCUAACACCUCUCAGCUGGUGUGGUUAGUGCUGGGUAGACAAGAGUGAUCAGGGUCAGACCUCUCUCAAGGAGGAUGUACGGUGCUCCCUGGCCCACCCCUCUACUUACCCCAGCAGGAAGACUGUAAAAAUCCUUUGUGGCUCAGGCUAGCCUAGGAAAAGAUCUGUCCACGGAGGAUGGAGGUCAGAUACGCCAGGACAUUGUCCUGAAAGGAGUCCUAAGCCAUCUAACCCACUGUGCUCUGGCGCUCUGAGCCUACAACACCCUUCCCAGUUUGGCUCAUGUUGGAAUCUGCCUGGUGCCUCACCUCUCCUCCAAUAUCAAUGUGGGAUGCUACCCCACCACACUAUCCUUGGAUAGGUUUCUUGGGAUCUCCCUUGCCAGUCACUGGGAUCCAAAACAAUCCAUUUCUUAAAACAUGCCAUUGGCACACUACUCCAUGCCAGGCAGUGUUCUAAGGAAACCCUUAGGGUACAUCAGUACAUGAAACUUUCCACACCCCAGUCCCAUACAGUGUAUGUCCUCCCAGGGAAAAAGGAAACCCAGGUCCUGGGCUUUAGGAACCAGCCCCCUCUUAAGUAAGUUGGAGAGAAACACACAGAACAUCCGAGUCAAAGAGUGGAACUGUUAUAGACCCUCAGCAACACCCUUCCUUCAGCAUGGUCCUCACUUCCUGCAGCUCAGGGGCUUGCUUAGUUUUCCUUUCUCUAGGAAGAAGGUUUGGCAGACUCACCCUUUGCUUUGGGGAUGAAUCGGGUGUCCAGACACCCAGGGGCCAGACCUGAACUUCCUCCAUGAAACUGGCCAGAUAGACUGGGCCCAACUCACGCCUGUCACUCAGGAAGGGUAAAAUUAAGGGGCUUAUGGAUACAUUCCUAGAAGAGGAAAAAAGGGGCUGAACUGACUUUACAUAUCCCAGACCUAUCUUAGUGUUUUAAAUUGGAUUUGUCUUCUAUUUCCAUGCCUAAAACAAGUUACAGUUGAGGACCAAUGAAAAAAGUUUUCCUUGAUUUGGGAUCUCCUAUGACAGAUCCAAUUAUUGUCCACCAGCAACCUGCCCAAUGAGGGAUGGACCAGCCACCCAGAUCCCAUACCUCUUCCAAGGACCCAAGAGGCCAAGGAUGGCCUGUGGUCCACUCAGCUCCUGGCUGGGUCUCUGGGCUUGCGGUUUCUGGGAAUCUUCCUCCGGCCCUCACUCUCCUUGCUCUGUCAUGUAUGAGAACCUUGUGCCAGCCAGACCUGGUUUCCUUGUAUGAUACACCAUGUAUUUGCUUUGUUGAAAUAUAGGAAAUCAAUAAAUUGAUAGUGUUUCUUUGAACAUUC